CCCCCCCCAGGAUAAUUGAAGACUUCAGUGAUGCGACUCUGAUGCUGCUCGAGAGCAGUUGAAUGUGCUCAUCAUUUCAGAGGAUUACUCCUUCCUUCGGUAACUAUGGGUUCUGUGAUGUUGGACUGGAGGUUAUCAUGUCUUCUUCUGCAGGCAGCUGUUUUGCUGCUGCUCAGCAAGGGGGAGAGGAUGUGCCCCGCGAGUUGUCGCUGCGAAGGCAAGAUUGUUUACUGCGAGUCUGGCAUCUUCCAAGGCGUUCCGGAAAACAUCACCACGGGAUGCCAGGGUCUGUCUCUGCGCUAUAACAGCCUGCUGGUUCUGUUGCCGUACCAGUUCGCCCACCUCAAUCAGCUUAUUUGGCUUUAUUUGGACCACAACUCCAUCACGGACAUCAAUGCAUUAGCCUUCCACGGCGUGCGCAGGCUCAAAGAACUCAUCCUCAGCUCCAACAAGAUAACUUAUCUGCACAACAACACAUUCAGCGCAAUACCAAACCUCCGAAAUCUGGACCUGUCCUAUAAUCAGCUCCGGUCUCUGCAGCCGGGGCAUUUUUAUGGUCUGCGCAAGCUACAAAAUCUCCACCUUCGAUCUAAUGGGCUGAAUCAGAUCCUCAUUCGUACUUUCCUUGAAUGCCGCAGCCUGGAAUUUCUGGACUUAGGUUACAAUCGCCUGCGGAGCCUCACCCGCACAACGUUCUUGGGGCUCUUCAAGUUGAAAGAGCUUCAUUUAGAGCACAAUCAAUUUUCCCGGAUUAAUUUCUUAAUUUUUCCACGCCUUACCAACCUGGAGACCCUCUAUUUGCAGUGGAACCGCAUACGCUCCAUGAGUCAAGGCGUGCCUUGGACCUGGCACAAACUGCAGAAAUUGGACCUGUCGGGGAAUGAAAUCCAAAUGUUGGACCCGGCGGUUUUCCAGUGUAUGCCAAACUUGCAAACCCUCAACCUUGAAUCGAACAAGCUCAGCAGCGUUCCUGUGAAGGCCGUGGCGGCGUGGGCCUCACUGACGACCGUCAGCCUGGCCGGCAACGCCUGGGACUGCAGCCCCAGCAUUUGUCCUCUCAUGGGAUGGCUCCAAAACAUCAGAGACUCUAAAGACAUCAGUAUGAUUUGCAGCAGCCCCAGGUCUGUGCAGGGCGAGAGAGUGGUGGAAGUGGUGAAGAACCAGCUGACGUGUGUGGACGUGUCUAACAUUUUCUCGACCACGUUUCUCAUCGCUCUUACUUCCACCCAAAUGGAGAAUGUCACGUUGUACCCUGACCCCACAACUGAUCUGGGCACCGAGUCACUUACUCAGAGGUUGACCCCUGUGCCUGGCCGUCCUAGUGAGAAACACAGACAGACGACAGAGUCCACAAACGUGAGCUCCACAUCGGCGGUCCCCCCCGGAGCCCCUGCCUCGCUUGUCCCGCAGCUACACUUUGAACAUAUGGCUUUCCAUAAAAUCGUUGCAGGCAGCGUAGCCCUGUUCCUGUCAGUGGCAUUGAUCCUCCUUGUUAUUUAUGUGUCGUGGAGGCGCUACCCCAACACCAUGAGGCAGCUGCAGCAGCACUCGGUCAACCAUAAGCGCAGGAAAAAAAACAGCAAGCAGGAGCAGGAUCUGAACUCUCAGCUGCAAGAAUACUACCUGAGCUACCAUUCCAACUCAGAGACAAUGGACCCUUUGGUGAACGAGUCGAGGCCGUGCACGUGCACAAUAUCAGGAUCCAUCGAAUGUGAGGUCUGAGCAGCCAAUUCCACCUUUACGAGACUUAAAGAGAAGCAGAGGUAAAUGGUCUUUUCCAAAGAUGAAGUGCUUUUAUCUCUAAUGCGAGAUGAUAGAUUCUGCAGCACUGAAAGAACUACUUUGGGAAAUAGCACAAUACGAUUAUGUGCAAAAAGAAGAAGAAUGGAGCGGAGGUAUAUUUGGAGAUAAUUAUCAGCUUGACUGACGCAUAAACAGUGGCCAGGUCAGCCGGGUUAGCUGUGUGCGAUCUGACGUGCAGUCUGGACCUCUGCUAAAGAUGAAGUGAGCCUUCUAGAGAGACCAAACCUAUUCUUUGUUAAACUAUAUUGACAUAUACCUUACAACCAUGCAAAGCCAUUUUUUACUCCCUAGUUUUUUUUUCUUCUCUUUAUUAUGUAGCUUGUAAAGCAUUUAUGACGUAUUUGUGUAUCUUCAAGUGUCUCUGUGUGAGUGUGUUAUAGCGAUGAUCUGAUACUCUCUCGGUAUACUGACUUCUGGUUGGAAGAGUUACAGUGUUGCACCUUAAUCUCACAAUAUACCGUUUGUUCAGUUAAAUGAUGCUGCUUUCGGCCUAUGAAUGCAACGACUAGACGCGGCGCAAAGUGGGGGGAGCAAUCACAUAGAGACCGAUAUUUUGCAUGAAACAAAUCUCCUUACUACGAGAUGCUCUUCUCAUUAAAUGAUGAGCUAUAAAAGAUGAAAAAUUUGCAUUUUGGUUCAUUGUAGAGACUAAACAAACCAACUUCAUUCAAUUCGAAUCUCAGGACUGAUGUUUUGCAAGCUGUAAAAAAAAAAUCUGUCUGGUCCAACGAGGGUGUUGAUGUGUCCGAAGCAAUGAUGUUGAUUUUCAUAAAGAAUUUUGUAAUGAUUAUUCCUAUCAUUACGGUUAUGCAUUUUUUGUGUAAAGACGUAACAAAACAGGGGGACUAACAAUUCUAUGUGAUAAUGACUGUAUAAUUAAAAGAUUCACUUGACAAUUAAUGAAGAAUUGUGUGCGACGAGAAUAUCGAUGACUGGUCCAUCCCACAGAGGGAGAAAAUCCUUCUCUAAAUCAUUGCAUUGUGCUCUGGAUGUUGUGUACAACUCACUGGAUUUGCUGCAGUAAGCUGACAUGUCUCCCAUCCUCUGGUUUUCUGGAUCUCUUCUAGGCUUCUUUUUGGUAUCUGCAACGGUAUUGAUUGGGCUUGGGUUACCCACCUCGAACCCUAGAAAUAUGCUUGGUUUUACUUGCUCAUGAAACAGGUUAUGAAUUGGAGCCCACUGAAAGGGGAAAGAAAUUCCAGUCUAGUGAAACCAAGAAUAAAAUAAAAACCUUAGCUGGGAAAUUUAACCUACACCAAGGGACAUAUGUUCAGUGCUGGUGCAAGUAUUUAAGAGCUAUCACAAAGGUUUAUUUUUUUUUACUUCUUGUGUGAAGCCUAUCAUCUAUUGCUCACCAAAGUCCUUCCCACACAGCUGUCAGUUGUCCUCUCAGACCCGAUCUGAAGAAAAGACAUCUGAUCCUUCUUCCUUUAGCGGGUUCACACAUUUCCUGUGGAGUAAAGUUUCCCUGGUCAAAGGUUGUUCGGAUAAGGAUUUAUGAUCUCCCACAAUUUACUUUCUAAACAUGGCUCCGGCUCUCUGUGGCCGCAGGCGGGGACGGCUGUUUGCUGCCCACAGGAUUUAUAUCCAUUUAUUUAGUUCCCAGCACUUGCAUACAUGAUGGAUUUCUCCCGAGGGCCAAUGGGAAAAUGUGUGAGGGCAUACAAAAAAGUAAUAUGAACAGAACAAAUGAUUUGUUAUUCUAAUGUUGGCAGAUAUUGUAAUUAGUAUUUGAUUUGUCAUAUAGUGACUGAUGAAAAGCAAUUUGCCAUUUUUUGAAAUGUUUUUGUGUUGUGUAGCUGAGAGGAGAAUGCUGAUUAGAAAGAUGUAAUCUGCAUCUUUCCGAUCAUUAUCAAGUAUAUUUGUUAGAAUGAAUUGUGUCAGUGAACACUAUUGACAUAGUAUAACAAAACACAAAAAGAACCACACUUCACUGGCAAAAUCUGAAAACUAUGUUCCAAGAAAGGAAAAAUGUCUUUUGAAGUUAAUAAAUGUAUUAAACUAUAAUGGCCUCCAAGUGGAUGAGGAAGGCCAUAAAAUCCGUAAAAUAUUGCCUGGAAUCAAUCAGAAAUUCAGUGGCUGCUUCCUGUGAACCCUCCUUGUGAGGGGUAACUUGCUCACAUCUCCCCUGGCAGCCAUGACAUUUUCAUUUCCAUCUCCUAAUGGGGAUCUUUUCUCAGAUAACACGUGUGAGAAAUUCUGCUCAUCAUUGCCGAAGGUUGUGCAACAAAAGAAGUCAAUACACCCCCAAAUACACGUGUUAUUUUGGUCCAUUUAUGAGGUUGGCUUAGCCUAGCACAGCACAAAGACUGAACAGUUGCCCCUGCAAAGACGUGAUCAUCUUUGAAUCUGCCAGUAAAGGGUAAAACCACAGGCUGAGGAUUUCUACUACUGGAUUAUUUGGUAGCCAGGAAAGAAUAACCUUCUGAAAUCUCCUCGCAACCUCGAUGUGACGACGACACUGCAGGACUUUUUCUUGUUUGGAAAAAAAACAAAAACAGAAAGUAACAAGUGACAGAAUGUCACCUUUGGACUGAGCCAGACGAGGUUUUUACUCUUCAGAGGCUGCUGCUUCAUGUUGAGCAAACAGACGGAAUAAUUCCUCGAAGCAAAGUAAUUUUGAAAAAUAGCUAUCAGAAAAUUAAUUCUGCUAAUGUUCUAUGAAUGCGCGUAGCUCCUUUCCAUGAGCACAUUUCCAUUAAGUACUCCCCGCUGUGUUUGAGCUACCAACGACUGCAAGCUAUUUCUUCAAGGACGAUCGAGCCAGAGAGGUUUAAAAAAAAAGCCCACGAGAGAGAAAAGACUCAUUCCUUAUUCAUAAAAUCACUUCUUUAUUUGUGUUGUUUUUUCUUCAUCAGUAACUAGUAGCAUCGUGUGUACUCCAAUGUGAAUUAAAGCCAGGUAGUCAAAAUAAUGAGUUUCAGCAGUCAAAUUAAAAGUGUUCAAAAAUCGAAUUGCCCAGUGUGGGAGAAAAGUUCCCCCACCCCGCAUGGUGUAUCGCAAGUCACCUGUGAAAUGAUAAUGCUUUUGUUACGUGUCCCAGUGGAACCUUAGAGGGAAAGAAAAUGGCCAAGCUGCUUUUUUGUCUUUGUCAGAGAACACGGGAUUUCUAUUUCCUCACUUUGCAAUCCAUUACUCUGCUGCAAUACACUUAUUAAUGAUCAAUGUCUCUGCCUUUGCUAAAGCAAACGUCGACACCUCCAUCAGUCAACAAAAUGACUCGCUGUGUGGUCGUGUCUGGUCAGUAUCUUUAACACAGCUGUGAUUUGUGUCCCUGUAAUGAUCCCGGUUCUCUCCACAGAGAUACAGCUUUCCAUCACAGUAGAAAGCUUUCAGCGAUGUUGUACGACAUUACAGUCUCCACGAGCAAAAUCGCUCGUUCCAAACAAGUUCAUUUCUCAUCCACGUUAAGUGAUCCCAGAGCAGCUUUCGUUUGCUUAACAUCAGAAAAUCAUUUGCAGCAUAAAAGCAGAUAACAGCUUGACCUUUAUGGUUUCAUUUUCACUUUCCUCUGACCAAAUGUCAGCUACAUUUAGGACCUUAAAUCCUACUUGUAUAUCUUGUGGCCGCAGAUGUAGAACUUAGAUGAAGAGAUCUUGGAUCUAACACUGCUGUACAUGCACACAGCAUGAUAUAACAGUAAUACAGUGCUUUCUUUUGAGAUGUUCCAUUGUUUCUCAGAUUUAUUUCCCCUGAUUCUUCAGCUGCUCUGCUUCCCACACUGGGGAAAUCAACCAAAAGCCAACCACAAUUAAAUGUAUAAGAUUUAUAAGUAGUGCACCUAGUCAUAUUGUUGUUUCCUUAGUAAUAAAACACCAUGGUCCCCAUGAUACAGACACUGUACUAGUGUCCAUGUAGGACUAACUCUAGAGGUAAAAAGUCAUUCAAAAUAAAUAAAUAAAUACCCUGUGUUUGGUAACCUAACACACUAAUAAACACUCUCAUAACUCAAACCAUCCCUUCAAAGACGGUCUUGCGAUUUGACAGCUACCUUCGUGACUGACAGACGAGCUGACCUGACAAAACUGGAGCAAAAACUAACAAUGAUAAAACAAUGAUGUGAAUCAGGUAGACGUCCUGUCCUGAUUCUUUCCAUUGUCAUUGUCCUUCUUUAAAAUAGUGAGGAGCUGCAUACAAUGCAAUUGGUAUUUCAUUGGUAGAUUUUGUUUUACAUUUCUGAAACAACACAUUUAAUAUCCAAACUCAUAAAUGUUUUGAUUGCAAAAUCCUGCAUAUAUGACAGCAGAAGCACAAACACUGCCAUUACAAAGGGCUGUGAAAUACUGCUCUUAUUACGUUUUUUUCUCCGCAGGGUUCUGCUUCUGACAGACGUCCCUCAGGCUCAAUGUUGUAGGCUUCUCUGCAAGUGCAUGAAUGAUUGCAGCAUUACAGCAGCACAGGCACACAGUGCCACCACGUUAUGAAACACAGUAAUAAAGAAAAAGAACCCCAUCGAAACCAUCUCUACUACCACUGAGACUCAGCAGUGAAUGAAUGAAUGGGAGGCCGAUGGAUUUUGGAUAAACGGAGGUUCGACUGAAGCGUAUAACAGAUUUCCCCUGCAGUAGUGAGUAAUCUGUGCUUCCACGGACCUCAUUGGCAGAGAGCAUCAGCCAAAGUUGACACUGUGGCAUUAAUAAUAAACACACACACACAUUUCCUGCAGAGCUUGUUUGCUAAUUAGAGCAUUUUUUGCCCCCAAAAAUAAAACAAC
Pungitius pungitius (ninespine stickleback) is the source of this 6517-nucleotide messenger RNA. RefSeq names its product leucine rich repeat transmembrane neuronal 4 like 2 (gene lrrtm4l2). Gene Ontology annotation, molecular function: protein binding. The record is from RefSeq and is a predicted model, not a curated record. Gene Ontology annotation, cellular component: extracellular matrix. The transcript has 2 exons. Lineage: Eukaryota; Metazoa; Chordata; Actinopteri; Perciformes; Gasterosteidae. The coding region runs from base 106 to 1722 and encodes 538 amino acids.